Molecule: messenger RNA, 1788 nt
Organism: Pistacia vera
Lineage: Eukaryota; Viridiplantae; Streptophyta; Magnoliopsida; Sapindales; Anacardiaceae
Product: protein HESO1
Exons: 9
Coding region: 201-1592 (463 amino acids)
Molecular function (GO): RNA uridylyltransferase activity
Source: RefSeq, a predicted model, not a curated record
UGUAUUCUCUAGUGCAACGCUUUUAUUUUCUUUUUCCUCUUUUGUUUUCUCUUUUCUGCACCUAUUAUGUAUAGUGGGCAAUGUGACUUGUGCCUCUCUCAGUCUUCGGUUGACUCCUUGGUUGGCUGUACACUUCGUUUGGUGCUCUAGCAAAAGAGGAUGAACAAGGGUUUAUAGUUUUCAGCAUACAGUAAACAAAGAUGAAUUUGUAUAGUGUACUGGAGCCCAUCCUCCUUGAUGUAAUCAAGGUGAUCAGUCCGUUGCAGGCGGAUAGGGAGACUAGAUUGGCUAUCAUGUCUGAAUUACGAGAUGUUGUUGUAUCUGUGGAAAGUUUGAGAGGUGCAACUGUGGAGCCAUUUGGAUCAUUUCUGUCAAAUCUCUUCACACGUGGGGGAGACUUGGAUAUUUCUGUUGAUUUACCUAAUAGUUCAUAUAUUUCAUCUGCUGGAAAGAAGCGGAAACAAAAUUUGCUUGGAGAAUUACAGAGAGCUUUGAGAAAGAGAGGUGAAUUCCGCAAGUUGCAAUUAAUCGCCAAUGCAAGAGUUCCAAUUUUAAAACUUGAGAGUAACCACCAGAACAUCUCUUGUGAUAUAUCAAUAGAUAACAUGGCAGGUCAAAUGAAAUCUAUAUUCUUGUUUUGGAUCAAUGAGAUAGAUGGACGCUUCCGCAACAUGGUUUUAUUGGUCAAGGAAUGGGCAAAAGCUCAUAAUAUAAAUAAUCCAAAAAAUGGGACAUUGAACUCAUACUCUCUCAGCUUGCUUGUGGUCUUCCAUUUUCAGACAUGUGUACCUGCAAUUUUUCCCCCGCUAAGAGAUAUAUAUUCACAAAAUCUUGUUGCUGAACUUCAAGGUGUGCGGGCCGUUGUAGAGGGAAAUAUUAGAGAGACGUGGACUACAAACAUUGCCAGGUUUAGAUCUGACAAAAGAAGAAAAAUUAAUCGGAGUUCUUUGUCAGAGCUUUUCCAUUCUUUCAUUGCAAAGUUUUGUGCUAUAAGUUCAAAGGCCUCAGAACUUGGAAUUUGCCCUUUCACGGGACGAUGGGAGCUCAUAGAAAGUAAUAUGAGAUGGUUGCCCAACAAUCACUCGUUAUUUAUUGAGGAUCCUUUUGAGAGGCCGGCAAACUGUGCCCGAGCUGUAAGUGCCAAGCAAUUGCCCAGGAUAUCUGAAGCCUUUGAGAAAACCCACUUCAGGCUCAACUCAGCUAUUCAUGAUCAGAAUUCGCUGCUUCCCAUACUAACCAGGCCACAAACAUCAAUUAUCAUUUCAAGAGGUAGGCACCCAAGAAGCAACAAUGGUAGAUAUCCAAAAUCACAAACGCUAGUGCACAAUUCCGUGCAUUCACCCUCUCCAGUGCAACAUCAAACCCAGAACAAGAGGCUGGAAAAUCGUCCCAGCACAUCAAUGGUGCAACAAUUUCAUACUCAACCUGUGCAACAAUAUAAUGUUCAACAAUUAAAUGUUCAACCUGUGCAAAGAUAUCCGCAUGGUCAACAUUAUCAAGGCCAACCUGUGCAGCAAAAUGAAGGCCAACCUGCGCGGCAAUAUCGCAGUCAAGCGCGGCGGAAGUGGAGGCCAAAACCUUCUGAUAAAUAGAAAGGCUUGCAUGAGUUUCUGCCCAGUUUUUUUUUAUUUGAAGGGUAAUGUACUAUGCAAAAACUUAUAUAAGACAAAAUUCAGUUAUGCUGCCACCCCAUUGGAUUAAAGUUUAUGUGUGCUCGAGUCCUUUGGGGUGCAUUAAUGAGACCAGUGAUCUUGCAAUCCAACAAAUUUGGUUGGAAGUUGAAGUUUA